Camelina sativa (false flax) is the source of this 1125-nucleotide messenger RNA. RefSeq lists its product as uncharacterized. Gene Ontology annotation, molecular function: structural constituent of ribosome; 5S rRNA binding. Gene Ontology annotation, cellular component: ribosome. Gene Ontology annotation, biological process: translation. The record is from RefSeq and is a predicted model, not a curated record. Lineage: Eukaryota; Viridiplantae; Streptophyta; Magnoliopsida; Brassicales; Brassicaceae.
AAACCGGUGACCCUAUUCUGGAAAUAGUACUUGGGUCAAAGAUUCAAAUUAUGAGGAGAAAUUAGAAAACAAGUAGAUCUUUGAGGAUGGGCGUGCAAAAUAUAUAUUUUGCUCUUUUUGCAUUUGUAGGGUUUUAGGAAAAUUCUUCUUCACUGUUUCGAGUUCCGACGAACAACACUUCCAACCUCGGCGGCAGCUAUGGCGGAGAACCAAACCUAUUUCUUUUACUGACUCUUACUUUUGGUUUCUUACUGUCUUCCCCGGUGGCUUCGUGAGUGGGUUUUCAGAACCUGAUUUUGUAGAUUUUUAUUUGCGACUUGUGUCUUUUUCUGAGAGUGUCUCCUCUGCAAAAUCGACCCGUCGUGCUCUCUCCAUCGAUUUCCAGAUAUAAUGUUGAGGCAAGUGGUUGCCAAGUAUUCGAUCGGUAAAGCUGUGAUUUAUGGAAGUAACAGGGAAAAGCUUAGACCUUUCCUCUGCCAAACCAGUUGUGGGUUUCACACUGGACGGACUGUUUUUGCACCAAGAAGCUUCUUUGGUGUAGAAGAUUACGUGGACGAUGACACAAGCCGGCCGUACACAUACCAGAAAGAGAAGAAGUCGAAGAAUCCAGACAAACAUGUGUCAUUCAAGCAACGGACAGUGGCAUACAUGGAGCCUUUUACCCUGGAUGUCUUAAUCUCGAAGCGAUUUGUUUCAGCAUCUCUGACGCACCGUGUAACAUGUAGGCAAGUCGCUGUAGCGGGAACAAACUCUAAAGACGUGAAAGCUGUUCUGAGAUCAAGAUGUGAUAUCCCGGCAUGCAUGUCCAUAGGGAGGAUCUUGUCGGAACGUGCAAAAGAGGCUGAUGUUUACACGGCUUCUUAUACGCCGAGGGACCAAGACAAGUUUGAAGGGAAAAUUAGAGCGGUUGUCCAGUCGCUUAUCGAUAACGGCAUUGAUGUUAAAAUUUACCUCGACUAGAUGAAACAAACGUUUUGUGUCAUUCAACCAGAAACAAACUAAUCUUGCGAAACAAAUAAUAUAUGACAAAGUCUGUUUGUGAAACUGGAAUCAUAAUCGCUCAUCAUUCAUGCAUCAAGUCGAGAAGAAUAUUAAAAAAAAAAAAAAAAAGCGGAGGAGGAACAU